UCAGAAAUCCUAGCUGCGCAGGCCGUUUCUCGGAGACAAUACUCUCAUGGUCGUACUGGAGAUUCUUUCUCUACAAACAAUGUUUCAUAGAAGAGUACAGGUUUCAUCAGUCAGCGAUGGCAGCGAACAGUCACAAAUCCCAGUCACAUAGGCCGUAUCUUGGAGUCAAAAUUACGAUCAAACUUGUUACUUUCAAAUUCUUCUAUCAGAGCCAGAAUCUCUCGUUGUCCAGCACCCAAAAUAUGUCCCGGCCCGCCAAUGAUUCCUUCGCUAAGAUUGCUCGGAAGCUCGGGAAUGAAUGGUACAGCGAAUCGACCCCGACAGACCCGUAUACUCUGCCUACAGAGAUGACGAACUUUCUCGACGGCGUCAGCCGGGAAACCAUCGGAAGAAUCAAGAAGGUGGUAGUGCUUGAGCCAGGUUUUGUCGGCAGCUCUAAAGGCCGCCUACGCAUCCAGAUGGCAUAUGACGUGGUCCGCUAUAUCUUUGUCACAAAUCGGCUUCACGAGAAGCCGUGGCACAAACCCAACACCCCGAUCAUGGUCUUUCUUCAUAACGACUGGUACGACUACAACUCUGAGGAUGAAACGGCAAUCGCCGAACAACUCUUCCACUGUGAAAAUCCCAAACUUGUUUCCCCUGUGUUGCCAGAGUCUCGAGUUCCACAGGAUCAAUUCGCUCAGGUCACCGCGACCGCUGACAAUGAGAAGGCCAAACGGGAUCCGAAUGAUGAGAGCAUGGAACAACUUUCCAAAUACAAUCUCGAUGACGCAACACUGCUGAUACAUUGGAGUCCACAACUUCUCUCAGCUGUCGACCAAUGGGGCCGUAACAACUUAAAAUACCGUCCACCUGUCCUCAUCUGCCCUAAGAUGUACAAGGAGACCGCGCCUGAGGAUGCUGCUUACACAACUGGCAGAGAGUUCUCUGUGAAGAAGGGUAUCUUCGUUCAUGUGGAGAAGCCACCCGAGUCUUUCAAGUUACCAAUGCUCGAUGAGUGGUAUUGCCACGGCUUGGAUAGGAGUUCUCCAUACAAAAUCCCCCGAUGUACCGAAGAAUUCCUGGAUGACAUGGGGGAAAUUGCAAAGGAGAUUGAGAGCGUGACAGCCAUCUGUCUAGAAGAUGCUUGCCUCAUAGAGGCUCAGUUACAAUGCCUGAUGCUUUAUGAUGUGGUCCGCUAUCUGUAUCUCAAAAAGAAAGAGAGAAAUCCAAUCAAUGUCCACAUUCAGUGGUGGGAAGGCGAAGACUACGAUUGGUCGAAAACAUCCCUCAAAGCCAUGUUCGAAGCAGAAGACCCCAGCAAACCCAAUUCCGUGCUGCCACCGAAACGCAUUCCGCAAGAUCAAUUCGCAAAGCUCCGACUGUCCACACAUAACGAAGAAUACAAGACGGACAAAAAGACCUUGCUGAUGUACUUCGAAUGGCAAGGCCACCAGAGUCGUUUCUGGGAGAAGGUUAAAGACCCUGCCACUCGUCCCCCUGUGGUCAUUUGCUAUGAUCUGUACGCCCCGAACAGAAUCGAGAGAUAUAGAGAGAUAGUUCAGGACUACCAUCAGGGCGCCAAGUACUCUGGGUUCACAAAUAAAAAGCUGCCAGCAUAUCAUAUGCAUCGGGAAAAAUCACAAACAACGUCUAGCGAGGAUCUCUCGGGCGAUACUGAAUACCCCGGUUCCGCCGACACAGAUGAAUUGAUACAGUCCAAGCGCGUCCCCCCGCCCAAAAAUCAAGCUCCGCCUCCGUCCACGAACUCAAGAGGCCGUUCUCGGCCCGCGAGUCUCUCUCCUCCAGCUGAUGAGAGGAACAAAUCCGAAAUCGAAAAGUCAGCCGCUUCCAAAGCCAGACAAAACGACCCUGAUUUUUCCGAUCCAGAUGGCCUGAUACAAACCAAGAGCUUCCCUCCGCCCAAAACUCCGUCUCCACCCUCGAACCCGAAAAAACCAUCCUCGGCCCGCAAACCUCCUGCUUCCUAA
Periconia digitata is the source of this 1970-nucleotide messenger RNA. NCBI's taxonomy places the organism in Eukaryota, Fungi, Ascomycota, Dothideomycetes, Pleosporales, Periconiaceae. The record is from the annotation of a GenBank genome assembly.